Hemibagrus wyckioides is the source of this 3748-nucleotide messenger RNA. It is a transcript of the gene gnb4a, whose product is annotated as guanine nucleotide binding protein (G protein), beta polypeptide 4a. The record is from RefSeq and is a predicted model, not a curated record. Lineage: Eukaryota; Metazoa; Chordata; Actinopteri; Siluriformes; Bagridae. Gene Ontology annotation, molecular function: signaling receptor complex adaptor activity; protein binding. The coding region runs from base 269 to 1291 and encodes 340 amino acids. The transcript has 10 exons. Gene Ontology annotation, cellular component: heterotrimeric G-protein complex; cytoplasm. Gene Ontology annotation, biological process: G protein-coupled receptor signaling pathway.
UAUCAGUAUGGGUGUGGUGGUAAUCCCGGUAUGAAUUGGUCAGAUUCGCGUCAAAAUUUGGCGCCUGAGGCCUUGUUGUUUUUGCUGGACAUAACAAACGACACGCAGACGGGGAAAAAUGAGCGAUUUAGAUAUUUAAAAACAACCCACAAAAGCAUGAUUAGGAACUGACGGAAGCUUCUGCCGGAUCUCGAGAGCUAUCAACAGUAGGCCUGCGUGUUUAUCAGCGUGAGAAGUGAGGCGGGAGUGAAGCCCUCAGCGGAGGAUCAUGAGCGAGCUGGAGCAGUUGCGGCAGGAGGCCGAGCAGCUGCGCAAUCAGAUCCGAGAUGCCAGGAAAGCGUGCAGCGACUCCAGUUUGUCCCAGAUCACAGCUGGACUGGAUUCGGUGGGGAGGAUCCAGAUGCGCACAAGACGAACUCUGCGGGGUCAUUUAGCCAAAAUCUACGCCAUGCACUGGGCUACUGAUUCCAGGCUUCUAGUGAGCGCGUCUCAAGAUGGGAAACUCAUUAUAUGGGACAGCUACACAACAAACAAAAUCCACGCCAUUCCUCUGCGCUCGUCCUGGGUCAUGACGUGUGCCUACGCUCCAUCCGGGAACUACGUGGCGUGUGGAGGCCUGGACAACAUCUGCUCUAUCUACAGCCUGAAGACCCGCGAGGGCAACGUCAGGGUCACCAGAGAACUGCCCGGGCACACAGGUUAUCUGUCAUGCUGUCGUUUCUUGGAUGAUAGCCAGAUCGUCACCAGCUCUGGAGACACCACAUGUGCUCUGUGGGAUAUAGAGACCGGUCAGCAGGCCACCAUCUUCUCAGGCCACAGCGGAGAUGUGAUGAGUCUCUCUCUGAGCCCCGACUCCAGGAGCUUCGUAUCUGGGGCCUGCGACGCUACCUCCAAACUCUGGGACAUCCGAGACGGCAUGUGCAGGCAGUCCUUUACCGGUCACGUCUCUGACAUCAACGCCGUUUGUUUCUUCCCCAAUGGAAAUGCGUUUGCAACCGGUUCAGAUGACGCCACGUGCCGCCUUUUCGAUCUGCGUGCUGAUCAGGAGCUCAUGAUGUACUCUCAUGACAACAUCAUCUGCGGCAUCACGUCUGUAGCCUUCUCCAAGAGCGGCCGCCUGCUCCUCGCCGGCUAUGACGACUUCAACUGCAACGUUUGGGACACGCUGAAGGGAGAACGUGCAGGCGUUUUGGCCGGACACGAUAACAGGGUGAGUUGUUUAGGUGUGACCAACGAUGGCAUGGCCGUGGCCACCGGCUCAUGGGACAGCUUCCUCAGGAUAUGGAACUGACCUGAUUGGAAAGGACUGGAGAUUGACGUGCCACUCUGACCAAUCACAGUCAUUGUAGCGGCCUGCUUCCACAGAGGAACCCUUUCCCCUUCUUUUAUCCUUCCUUUUCCAGGUGAUCUCUUAAUAGACCCUUUCCCUACGCCUGCAUAAGCCGCCAGUUCCACUCCCAGUUUCCAGAGGAUGAGCGAGGCAGAGCUCUCUCUCUCUCUCUCUCUCUCUCUCUCUCUCUCUCUCUCUCUCUCUCUCUCUCUCUCUCUCUCUCUCUCUCCAUCUUUGUCUGUGGCCUCCUAAUCUGAAAAAUCCUAAGGAAUAGACUUUCGUGUAUAUACCAUUUGCUAUUCUCUGUGCUUCUAUGUGAAAUGUACACACUUAGUGUUUGGAUGUCGUGCGAAAUUUUUGAGGUGGGUGUAUUGCUCGUCCCGAUCGUGUUUUCUUUUUGCCCCAAUUAUGGAUUUUUCUAUGACUUUGUGUAGUAUUCUUCCCCACACACACAGCGACACACAGAGGCACUGCCAGCAGUUUGGAGCUCUCCACGAACAAGCUGACCCGCCAUGCGGUUUCUUGGUGCUGACGUCCACCCGUCCUACUCACGGGUCCGUGUUGGAUGUUUUAAGUGUCGGUUUAGGUGAAGGCACACGCAAGGUGUACAGGAGAGCAUCACAUGACACUUUAAUGCCUUCGUGAUACGGUCGUUCAGGCCGUCAGUCUGCCGCGGUGCCUCCCGCUCUGCCGUUGUGCCCGUCACGUGCCGAUAAUGUGUUUACUCCUACAGUAUGGUGUUGAAUGUUGGAUGCAACAUUACAGGCACUUUCGGUUCUGUCUGUAUUGCCAGUAUUGGUCAUGUAGGGUAGGAAUAAAACUCCUGAGCAGGUGAUAAGAUAUUGAUAUUGUGAUGUACUACAUCAUGUCUCAGUUCAUUCACUGGCACAUUUGUUAGCAAACCUUAAAAUCAAACAUACUUACUGUGUCAAGUAAGUAUGGUGCAUUUACCUUAGAAUAAAAAACACAGGACAUCUAUACUAAGCCUUGGAAAGCUAUACUAAUUCCAUGUACUGUUUAUGGAAGCAGCCUCCAGCGUCAGCCCUUUAACAGUAUAAUAGAGAGCCAUCAAGACUGAGGAGCUUCUCUAAUAAGACCUCUGCUUUAAGAGAAAGGAAAAGAGCAGCUGUUGAAGGAAAGACUGUUUAUUGCUGCUGUAACGUGAGCGAGAACAGGAACUAGAUUGUUCAAUAGCAUUCAUUGGAACCAGGAGCUGAUCAUGUGACCGUAUCUCUGCUUGAUAGCAUCAUAAAAAUAUCAGCGAUAGUUUUUACGAGCUGAUGGGGGUGUGUGUGUAUAUAUCUAUAUAAAUUUCAUAUUCGGGUUUGCUAACAACGUGCCAGAACGUGUCGACACGGCCGACAUCACCAGAGGCGAUUUUAUUCAAGCUGUAUGUAUUCAAUAGAGAGAUAUGAAACUUUGAUACAUGAAUAUUUUAAGAUCCAAUCAGCUGCUUGUUUUUUUUUUUGUUUUUUUUCUUCAUUUAUUUGUGAUCAGCAGCUUGUACUGUUAUCUGACCAAUCAGAUUGGAGGAAUCGGCAUCAUUGUAGUAUCAUUCACAAUAUCCAGUGCCAAAAUGUUAAACACAAAGUGCUAAGGACAGUGUUGUAUUCAGCCUGAGUAGAGAAACAUUAUUAACACACCACAUAACCAUAAAUAUUCACAUAUUCAUUUUACAACCUUUCCAUUUCCUGUGUGGGGGGUGUUUUUUUUUUUGUUUGUUUGUUUUUUUGUUUUUUUCCCUCCCCAAAUGUGAGAUAAUGUGAGUUGAUGUGAGCUUUGGUAUAAAACGGCACAGUCUCCUGUGUCGAGAGAACAAGCCUUAACUGUUUGUAGUUCACUUGACUUAAUUUCAUUUCAUGCCAGUUAAUAGAAAUGAAGGCUGAUGUUUGUUGUUUUUUCCACGAAUUUUUCCAAUGGACGCUUUACUCUACACUCAAGCUUGUUUUGUUUUUGUUUUUUUAAUAUUUUGUCAUUUUUGCCUACAGUAUUGAGACGGUUUUGUUGUAUUAAAUCAUUUAAAUGAUUUUGGUAUAAUUUUCUCAUCUACUGUCGUGUGUGUGUGUGUGAGAGAGAGUAAGUGAACGGAUGUUUUAUAAACUACUUCUCGAUUCAAACGCAUAAAAGCCGGUCAGAAAUCCCGAGUCCGGCUUCUCUUUCUUGAGUCUGACCCAUGGCUCUACACUUUCACCUGCUGUGAUGACGAUCAGUUUUUCAGUAGAGGUGUGUGUGUGUGUGUGUGUGUGUGUGUGUGUGUGUGUGUGUGUCCCCAGUGCAGGCUGAUUGCAAAAUCAUCAGUAUGGCAGAAAAUUAGCGUCUUUUCUUCUGGACUAAGGGGUGUGUGUAUUUUUCUGUAUUCAGCUGAUGUCUUAAUUUUUGUAACACAAAUACAAACAUUAAAAGCAAACAAAACAUGGA